AUGGCAUCUGAGACAGCAACAGUAGCCGGGGCUGCUGCUCAGGGCUCGCCUUCUGCCAUGGUCGACUUCAUAGCAGGUACCGCGGGCGGUAUCGCUUCUCUGCUCGCAGGUCAUCCUUUCGACACUGUCAAGACUCGACUGCAAGCACAGUCGACCACAAUACCCCAUACCACACCGCCAAUAGACUCCCCCGGCACGGCUCACAAGUCUGUUUCAUCGUCAUCAAGUCUGCUCAAGGCCUCCACAGCAAAUCUCGACUAUCUUUCAGCGCAAACACCCCGUCAUGCAGGUGCAUCAUCAGCAACACUCACCUUUCCCCACCCUUCACCCGCAUCAAGCGCAGCAAUCCGGAUCUCGGCCCCCGUCUAUCGCUCAGCGACAGAAGCAUUCCGCAUCAUCAUCAAAGAAGGACACAUAUGGGGCCUCUACAAAGGUGUUACACCCCCCAUGCUAGGUGUAGCUGUCAUGAACGCAUCCAUCUUCGGCCUCUAUAACAUCUCUCUCCGCUAUGAACAAUCCCAUCGCAUUCUCAACGACUAUCACGUCACCCAAGUCUUCAUCGCAGGCAUGUUCAGCGGUCUGGCAAGCUCUAUCAUCACUUCGCCAAUAGACUUGGUAAAGAUUCGUGAACAGAUGAACACAAGUACUCUCAAACCUUCCACCUGGACCGUGUUCAAGAAUAUCGUCCGCACAGAAGGAGUAUCUAGAGGCCUCUACAGAGGUUGGUGUACAACAGCUGUGCGUGACUUGGGAUAUGGACCCUACUUUGCCAGUUACGAGCUACUGAAUGCACAGAUUCGGCGAUGGACAGGGAAGCCCUUGACAAACGUAGAUAUGGCGCUGAGUGGGGCGGUAGCCGGGGUGGUGGCUUGGGUGAGCACCUUUUGGGCCGAUGUGAUCAAGACUAAAAUUCAAGCGAGUUCGAGAAUUGAUGACAAAAGAACAGGCAGAACUGCGAGUCUCUUCUGGACAACGGCUAGAGGAACGUUUGCUCACGGAGGUUGGAGAGCCUUCUUUGUCGGAGUCGGGACGACGGUGUUGCGAGCGCUACCGGUCAAUGCGGUUCUGUUUGUGACCUACGAGGUCACGAAGGACUUUCUCAUUAACAAAGGCUAUUGA
Messenger RNA from Ustilago hordei, 1119 nucleotides. RefSeq lists its product as uncharacterized. Bases 1 to 1119 code for a protein of 372 amino acids. The record is from RefSeq and is a predicted model, not a curated record. The transcript has a single exon. Gene Ontology annotation, biological process: transport. Gene Ontology annotation, molecular function: transmembrane transporter activity. Lineage: Eukaryota; Fungi; Basidiomycota; Ustilaginomycetes; Ustilaginales; Ustilaginaceae.